This is a messenger RNA of Aspergillus homomorphus CBS 101889, 729 nucleotides long. RefSeq lists its product as uncharacterized. Gene Ontology annotation, biological process: protein phosphorylation. Gene Ontology annotation, molecular function: protein kinase activity; ATP binding. NCBI's taxonomy places the organism in Eukaryota, Fungi, Ascomycota, Eurotiomycetes, Eurotiales, Aspergillaceae. Bases 1 to 729 code for a protein of 242 amino acids. The transcript has a single exon. The record is from RefSeq and is a predicted model, not a curated record.
AUGAUCGUAGCCAAGUUGUACGAUCCGCAUUACGGAGGCGCAAGCGGCACCACGGCGGCAGUCUUCCACGCGGAGGUGCAGUACAUGCGCGAGAGCGCCGCGUACCGGCACGCGGCCGUUCACCACGUCCAACAUCUCGCGCCGCAUUACUACGGCUCGUGGUCCACGUGCAUUGAGUCCGAGGAGUGGCCCGUGCCGUCGCGCGACGUGCGCCUCAUCUUGACCGGCUACGUCAACGGCAAGGACAUGACCUGCCUUUCGCCUCGCCAGUUCUCCCAGAUGGAGCGCAAGGCGAUCAUGCGCCAGAUCUUGACCGCCGAGUCGCGCUUCUACGCCUGCGACCUCUGUCACAACGACCUGUUCCCACGCAACGUCCUCAUCACGGCCCCUUCGGCGCGCCUCGGGUCAUCCGGUCCGCCGCGCAUCGUGAUCAUUGACUUCGGCCUGGCGACUAUCGGCCGCUCGUCCGCUGAUGUCUAUAGCGCCGACGACCCCUACCUUCUCUCCGAGCGCUACAUCAGUCCCAUCCUGCGCUGGUGGCGUAGCCUCGGCGAAACUAACAUCUGGGGUCGCUGGGUCGAUUGGGACUGGAACCAGUGGCUGACCGAGACGUUCGCCGCUGAUAAGCCGGAUAUCACCCCUGAGAUGCUCAAAUGGCUGCACCCGCAUGAAAGGAACCAUAGUUUCUUUCUCGAGGUGCUUGAGCGGAAUCGAGUGUGUUCAUGGUGA